CGGCCAUGGACGGCUAGUCGUGCGCGUGCUCUGCUCUCGGUCACGCGGGGCCGCCCCUGCAGAGCCCAAGCGCUGGCAAAGUGAGUAAGAGUGGCUGCCUGGUUCCAUCACACAUCUACACAAAGAGAUCAGCUACAAGAAUUCACUCACCAUGGCGUAUGGCUUGCCAAGAAGGAAAACGGUGAAGAGUCUUUUGUGGGGCAGUUGUUAUAAUGUACAGGAACCUUGGGAUCUUGCACUACUUACAAAGACCUGGUAUGAAAACCUAGCCAAAAUGAAGCUGCCUUUCUUGGAAGAAAUUUCAUUUGGAAAUCUUGUGCGCCUGAAGAAUUGUAAAGCUGUUGCAGAAAGCCUGUUCCCUUCUGCAGAAUGCAUCAAAGUGGAAAGGGACUAUGAAAUAAUACGCCUGAAUAACCUGAAACGCCAAGAGAAAGCAGCGGAAAAGAUUCAGUGCUCUCUCAGGGAGAAACCCGUGGGUUUGCGGAGACCGCUACCACCCAAGUGCGAGUUUCCUAAUUGAAGCUGGACUCUGCAUUCUGCCUCCUGGGGUCGAAGGGCUGCAGGUGCACUGGCUGGGGCUUGGUGCGCAGGCGCGGAUGUCCUUGCUGGGCGAGC
Messenger RNA from Erinaceus europaeus (western European hedgehog), 615 nucleotides. RefSeq names its product chromosome 3 C4orf36 homolog (gene C3H4orf36). The transcript is spliced from 4 exons. The record is from RefSeq and is a predicted model, not a curated record. The coding region runs from base 152 to 520 and encodes 122 amino acids. Lineage: Eukaryota; Metazoa; Chordata; Mammalia; Eulipotyphla; Erinaceidae.